Cutaneotrichosporon oleaginosum is the source of this 522-nucleotide messenger RNA. RefSeq lists its product as uncharacterized. Lineage: Eukaryota; Fungi; Basidiomycota; Tremellomycetes; Trichosporonales; Trichosporonaceae. The record is from RefSeq and is a predicted model, not a curated record.
AUGGCAGCGAUCGGCCAUUGGAGCGACCUCCAGUUCCCUCUUUCGUCGGCCCUUUUCUUGGAGGUCCACAAGAUUCUCGACUGGGGAUUCAAGUCGAACAACAACCUCGCGUGCAACUGGGCCAACUUGGCGCUUGAAUUUCACGAAGGAUGGGACGGUACGACGGAGACGGUCACGCUGGCUCCCCACCGACCUAACACGGUGAUCGGGUCUCGUGCACAGAUGACCACAUACUACCGAGUGAAGAAGGAGAUUCACCACAACUGGCUCCGUCUCCACCUCGGCGUCCCCACCAAGGAGAUCAGCCAGGAGGACAUGCAAGUGUACCAGCUUCUCGAGGGUGAAGGUGGCAACGAAGAUGCCGACCAUGACUCUUUCAUCGAAAACAAGUCGCGCAAGAUGCCUAAGCCUCGCAAAGUGGAUGCAGCGGUUGGCGAGAAUGACGAAUGUGCGCCGAGACUCCCGCGUAUUGGCCGCCGUCGCGCAAGUCAGUUCCACCAUUGCAUCACUACUCGACGCUGA